Messenger RNA from Penicillium odoratum, 2178 nucleotides. RefSeq names its product putative C6 transcription factor (Leu3). Gene Ontology annotation, cellular component: nucleus. The record is from RefSeq and is a predicted model, not a curated record. Gene Ontology annotation, biological process: regulation of DNA-templated transcription; DNA-templated transcription. Lineage: Eukaryota; Fungi; Ascomycota; Eurotiomycetes; Eurotiales; Aspergillaceae. The transcript has 5 exons. Gene Ontology annotation, molecular function: transcription cis-regulatory region binding; DNA-binding transcription factor activity, RNA polymerase II-specific; zinc ion binding. Bases 1 to 2178 code for a protein of 725 amino acids.
AUGGCGGGUGUCAAUCAUGCGCCGCUCCCUUUGUCCGCGGCCGAUGGCUUGCAGGGUCGCAAACGGAAUGUCACCAUUGCGGGGAUUGACAGCUCCCCGGGGAGUAUUGAGGAUGCGGAGGAUAACGACCGAGAUGAUAAGAGACGACAGCCAGUAAAACGGGCUUGUAAUGAAUGUCGACAGCAGAAGCUUCGAUGCGAUGUCAGCCAAGAUCCCUGGGUCGAUUGUUCCCGAUGUCGUCGACUAAAACUCAGUUGCAAAAUCGAAACCACUUUCAAGCGAGUUGGGAAGCGCAGUCGCAAUGCCGAGAUGGAACGAGAGAUCAUCGAAUUGAGGAAACAAAUUGCCGGCGUCAAUUCUGGCCCUGUCAUGCACCAGCAACAACCAAUUCAGGUGGGCCAAUUAACACCGAAACAGGAAUCUAGUCAGGUCAGCCCUGCGGGUGUCUAUCAGACCCAGACCCCAUCAGCCAUAUCAACAGACCAAUACAUGGGCUCGCAGGAAGCAGUCGCAUCGCUGCUGGAUCUUCGCUCGGGCUACGAUGGCUCCAGCUUUAUGAGAAAUGGGAACCAGCAGUUCAAACGCAUCGAGGAUGUCAUGGUCAUCCCGGAGAAAGUGACGGAGCUCUUUAAUCUGUUCUUCACGUACUACCAUCCGUUUCUCCCGUUCUUGGAUCGGCAACAACCGCCUGACGAAUAUUACAAUAACUCGCCUUUACUAUUCUGGACGAUGAUCAGCGUUGGUGCCAGACGCUAUCAGGGUGAUUCAAGUCUGUUGACUUCUCUGUCAGGGCCAGUCACGCGUCUCGUGUGGAGUACCUUGGCGGAUAUACCACAAAGCUACCAUGUUGUUAAAGCGCUUUGCCUACUUUGUUCAUGGCCAUUUCCCACCAGCAGCACAUCGACAGAUCCAACCUUCAUGCUCUGCGGAAUGAUGGUCCAGGUAGCCAUGCAGCUUGGUCUCCAUCGACCAUCUCAUAGCCAGGAUUUCAGCAAGUUCCGUGUGGAGCUUAUUGAGGAGGAAUUGAAAGACAAAGUGCGGACCUGGGCUAUUUGUAACAUUGUGGCACAACGAGUUUCCACUGGUUAUGGUCAACCUCCUUCUACACUUUAUGACUGGACUUUGUCAUCGAGUGAUUCGUUAGAUCCCAACUUUAAAUUGUCCGGUGAUAUGAAGUCGAGAUUAGAGGUUGAGAAAUUCUGCGACAGAAUCACUCGAGCUCUUUACACCAAUCGACGAGACCCUGUUGGGUUGACUAGUGACCAAGAGCGAAAUACGAUGAUCUCAUUUCUUUCGCGUGAUUUUGACGAGCUGGAUGAACAAUUCAAACCGCAAAAUGAUUGCAUUACCAAUCUGUAUCUCCGCGCUGCAAACCUCCAUCUGCAUCUGUCGGCCUUCUUUGACGAUCCUGCUACAAAGGACUAUCGUGAACGUCUGCUCUCCUUAUACGUUGCCACCACUUCUUUCCUCGAGACCGCCAUGAACCUCGAGACGGACGUCGGUCCCGUCCUCUCAUAUACUCCUAACUACGUUUACCAGAUGAUGGUUGCAGCAGGCUGUACCCUUCUUAAAAUGAGUAAGAGUUUUUUUGCUGCUCACAUCGACAUGGAAUAUACCAAAAGUUUGUUCAACCGGACUAUCUGGGCCAUCCGCAGCGUAUCCGCUUCGAGCAACGACCUUCCUGAACGUCUAGCAGAAGUGCUUGCUCAGAUGUGGCGGCUUGGAGCUCAGCGAUCCGCAGCGAGCAAUCCCGACGUUGAUGACUCUCUACGACUGAAAGUUCGGUGCCGUAUGAGCAUGUCUCUCCUCUUCGAUUCAGUAUGGAGAUGGCGGGAGGAUGCGCGGACCAGGGGACGAAACAUUGAAGCCUACCUCAAGAACCCGACCAACCCGGAUUCUGCGGCCGAUUCAUCAGUUGCGUCAUCCGUAGGCCUUCCCCGCACUUCAUCAUCCACACCUGGUCUUGCUGGAGGGGAUCCGAGUCUCGCGCCAGCGCCAAUCCUCUCCCAAGCCGACAUCGGGGUUCAACCAAACAAUGGCGUCGGUGGACUCCCAAGUGGCUUCAUGGAACCGAACUACGAAGUCUUCGAUCCUUUGAACUGGCUUCUUGACGGUCUAGUGGACCUACCAUAUUCAUAUUCGACCAUGGGAGGGAUGGAAACGCCGGGAAUUGCAUGA